AUGGGACGUGGACGACGAGGAGGGCCUAAACGUGGCAAUUACAAAAACCACGGUUCGCGUGGUAACAAAUCGACUCGUGGUGGAGGUAACUUUAAAAAUAAAAGGAAAUUUAAUCAAGAUAGAGAUGGGAAAAAAGAUGACACUUCUGAAAGUAAAAGACAAAAGCUUCAACAAGAAAAAGAGGCUGUGCCUAUUAUCGAAGAAGAAUCAUCUAGCAGUGAAUCAGAAGAAGAAGUCAAACCUUACACACAGCUGCUGUCGAUGUUUAAAUCCAGUAGUAGAGCACAGCAAGUUUUGACAUCUGAUGAAGAACAGUCAGAUGAUGAAGAGGAAGCUGAAGAUAUGAAUGACCAAUCUAAUGAAGAUGACAUUGGCAGUGAAGAAGAAGAUUCAGCUCAAGACGAUGAGGAAGUAGAAGAAGAGGAAAGUGGUAGUUCAGUUGGUGUCGCUGAUGCUGAAGAUAUUGAAAAUAGUAUACAUGAAGAUCUUGAAGUUGAAUCAGAGGAAGAAGAACAUUCUGGUGAUGAAGAAGAAGAAACAUUAUCUACUGAUCCCUUCCACCUUCAUUUUGACAGGGAAAUAAAUGAAAACCUUUUAGAAAUUCUGACAUCGCCCAAGCCUUAUGAGACUCAAGAACUGAAGUGGAAAGCUCUUGGAAGAAUGGUGGUUCACCUGCCAACCAAACCUGAAAAAAACACAGGUCAACCAAAGCCUACAUUACUAGGUGAAACAAUAGAAAGUUAUGUCAUUCCUGGUAGUCUACCUGUAUUGAAAACUGGAAUCCCCUUGAGUGAAUACGGUGUUAAAUUGCAAUUAUGUUCCAACCUUGAUACGAGGCCACUCUCGGACAACAAACAAACGGCUGAAGAACUGCUCUCCCCAUUACAGCAUGAGCUUUUCACUCUCGCAAAUGAAUAUCGCGACGUGUAUUAUCCUGAAAUGAACCAUUUAAACAAUGACGAGAUUAGAACAGUUUACUGCCUUCAUAUGUUGAAUCAUGUAAUGAAAUCGAGAGACAAAGUUCUUCUUCACAACGCCAAAUUAAAAAAGGCCAAAGAAAAUGGCGUAGCGACUGAUGAAAUAGAAUAUAGAGAUCAAGGAUUGGUCCGCCCUCGAGUUCUAAUUAUCGCUCCUCUAAGAAACUCUGCAGUGAAGAUCGUUGAGAAAUUAGCUACAUUGUUGCUUCCUGCAAAAGGACAAAUUAUCAAUAAAGAUCGUUUCUAUAAAGAGUUUGGUGAGGAAAAAGAUGACGAGGGCAAAGCAGAGACGAAAAAGAGUUACAAACCAGAAGAUUUUGAGGCGGUAUUUACAGGAAACACUGACGAUUCUUUCAGGAUAGGCAUCUCUGUUGCCAAACGUACUCUCAAGCUUUACGCUGGGUUCUACAAAGCCGAUAUACUUAUCGCAUCUCCUCUGGGAGCGCGCACGCUACUUGCCGAAGACUUUGACUUUCUCUGUAGCAUCGAAGUGCUCGUGAUUGAUCAGACGGAUGUUCUUUAUAUGCAGAAUUGGGAUCACGUUCUGCAUAUUUUUCAACAUUUGCACCUUCAACCACGAGAACAGCAUGACACGGACUUGGGUCGUGUCCGUCUUUGGGCGCUAAACGGUUAUUCUGCUCACUACAGGCAGAAUUUAAUUUUUAGCAGCGUAGCGCUUCCCGAAGCUGCCGCGCUCUUUUCCCGUCGUGGAACGAAUUUUGCGGGGAAAGUACGCAUAGAAAAUGCAGUUACAGCAUCAUCGACAACCGUUUGCAGAGUACUUGUCCAGCUGCCUCAAGCAUUUCACCGAUUUCCUACGCAAACAGCGGCCCAGUCAGCCGACGAUCGUUACCACUUUUUCACUAAAAAGAUCCUGCCGCAGUAUCGCGACCAGAUAAUGAGUAACACACUCAUUUACAUUCCUUCGUAUUACGAUUACGUAAGAUUAAGGAAUCAUCUUCACAAGGAAGAUUACAACUUUGGCCAAGCAUGUGAAUACACGCCAGACGGAAAGCUUGCGCAAGUCCGUAAUCGUUUCUUUCUCGGUAAGAAGCGCUUGCUACUUUACACAGAACGAUUACAUUUCUACCGACGACUCACAAUGAAAGGGAUUCAUCACAUCAUUUUCUACCAAUUACCAACUUAUCCCAAUUUCUACCCCGAGCUGUGCAACCUUCUUCAGGACGCAUUUCAAAAUCCCAAGUACAGAGGAGAUGGCAGUCAGACUUGUACAGUUCUAUAUUCAACCUUUGAUGCUCCGAGACUUGCUGGAAUAGUAGGAAGUCAACGAGCUGCCGAAAUGUUGACGUCAGAUCGACCUGUGCAUCUAUUUGUUAGCGGAGGAAGUUGAUGAAAUGCUCAAACUAAUAAUGUAACUGUUUUAUCUGGUUGAUAACAAUAAAAUGUCGAGAUCAUGA
Molecule: messenger RNA, 2395 nt
Organism: Daphnia pulicaria
Lineage: Eukaryota; Metazoa; Arthropoda; Branchiopoda; Diplostraca; Daphniidae
Product: U3 small nucleolar RNA-associated protein 25 homolog
Exons: 7
Coding region: 1-2328 (775 amino acids)
Biological process (GO): maturation of SSU-rRNA from tricistronic rRNA transcript (SSU-rRNA, 5.8S rRNA, LSU-rRNA)
Cellular component (GO): small-subunit processome; nucleolus
Molecular function (GO): rRNA binding; U3 snoRNA binding
Source: RefSeq, a predicted model, not a curated record